This is a messenger RNA of Aspergillus versicolor CBS 583.65, 849 nucleotides long. RefSeq lists its product as uncharacterized. The transcript has a single exon. Lineage: Eukaryota; Fungi; Ascomycota; Eurotiomycetes; Eurotiales; Aspergillaceae. The record is from RefSeq and is a predicted model, not a curated record. Bases 1 to 849 code for a protein of 282 amino acids.
AUGAAGGUCACCAUAGCAUCUGCUAUUGCACUUCUUCUAUCCACAACCGUCACCUCCGUCGCGGUCCCAACAUCAGACAUAGCCAAUCGCCAUAGCGAUACCAUCGCACGCUCCCAUGAAGUCUUAGAGCUUGAGGGAAGAGAUCUGGAGAAGCGCCGUGGAGGUGGUGGAGGUGGCAGAGGAGGUGGCGGUGGGAGCGGUGGCGGAGGAGGAGGACGUGGCGGAGGAGGAGGCAGCAGCAGCAGCAGCUCAGGCGGUCGUCCUUCCAGUGGUAAUCAUCCCGCAACACGUCCAGGGUCAACCAGCUCGACUAGUAACCGGGGUGGCACAUCGCCUGGCGGAUCUGGGCCGCGACCCUCGUAUGGGCGUGGUGGUUUCUACGGCGGAGGUGCUGUCGCUCCUUAUCAAUCGGGUAUCCGCUCGCCUUUGGGUGUCGCCCCCUUCUUCUUGCCCAUCGCUGCUCUUGCCUUCUUCCCAGGGCUUUGGCUAUAUGGAGCACACGUUUACCCAUACGACCACCAUUACCAUUAUAUCAACGACACAAGCAAUAGGAACGAAUCGCUGCCAGUUAUCUGCUUGUGCGGUGAAUAUGCGGAGUGCGGCUGCGAUGACAACAACAACAGCACGUACUAUGAAUCGUUGUUCAACGGAACGCAGCCUAAGAACGGCAGUAUCGUUCGGGUCACGGACGUCAAUGGCACGCAGACGAUAGUUAUCAACGGUACCUUGCCGAAUGGUACGACAGUUGACGACGCAGCUGUAGACUCAGCUGCUGCCGUGUCGAUAAUCCAGGCCAGCGGGUAUUGGGCCAUGACCGCCAUCGUUGCAGGUGCGGUCUAUACUUUGUGA